Molecule: messenger RNA, 7806 nt
Organism: Rhinichthys klamathensis goyatoka
Lineage: Eukaryota; Metazoa; Chordata; Actinopteri; Cypriniformes; Leuciscidae
Gene: abca4a
Product: ATP-binding cassette, sub-family A (ABC1), member 4a
Exons: 51
Coding region: 203-7195 (2330 amino acids)
Biological process (GO): transmembrane transport; lipid transport
Cellular component (GO): intracellular membrane-bounded organelle; membrane
Molecular function (GO): ATP binding; lipid carrier activity; ATP hydrolysis activity
Source: RefSeq, a predicted model, not a curated record
UUGGGCUCAGAGCACCGGCUCUCACACUGGUGAAAGGAGCUUAAAUCAAUCAGAUUACAAACCUGCUUAACGUCUGCAGCAAGCCUACAGUCAGUCGAGUGAAGACGGCCAUGAGCUUCAGCAGAUGUAAGCGUAAAAGAGCCUUCUUCUCCUGAGGUAGGUCACCUGUACGUGACCCCUGUUGGGGUGAAGAGCUGCAGUCAUGGGAACCAACAGCCAAGUGCGGCUGCUCCUCUGGAAAAACUGGACUAUCCGAAAGAGGCAGAAGCCACGGCUCUUUAUGGAGAUUAUGUGGCCUGUGGUGCUAUUCAUUGGACUGGUUUGGCUAAGAAGAGCGAACCCUCUUUACCGCCAACAUGAAUGUCAUUUUCCAAACAAAGCCAUGCCCUCCACUGGCAUCCUUCCAUGGAUCCAAGGGAUCUUCUGCAACGCCAACAACCCCUGUUUCCAGCACUCAACCCGUGGAGAGUCUCCAGGCCUGGUGUCCAACUACAACAACUCAAUACUGGCUCGGUUUUGGAUGGACGCGCAGGAGCUGCUGUUUGAAGAUACAGAGUUCCUGCAGUUGGGACGGCUAUGGCGAGAACUCAUGGCCAUGAGCAACUUCAUGGACACUCUCCGAACCAAUCCUGAACUGAUCGCAGGUCGAGGCGUGAAAGUGGAGGACAUUUUGAAGGAUGACGAAACUCUCACUUCAUACCUGCUCAGAGAUGUUCCUCUAACAGAAUCUGUGGUGCAUCAGCUGGUUCAUUCACAGAUCCGACCUGAACAGUUUGCAUACGGAGUUCCUGAUCUCCAUCUGAAGGACAUCGCCUGCAGUCAGACUCUUCUUGAGCGUUUCCUUAUUUUCCCGAGCCGUUGGGGCCUGUAUACUGUGCGCAAUGCCAUGUGCGUUCUCACGCCACAGCGUCUUCAGAUCAUUGAGGACAAAUUCUAUGCUAACCUCGACUUCUUCAAACUUUUCCGCUUGCUUCCUCUAGUUCUCGAUAACUACUCCAAUGGACUCGACCUGCACUUCUGGGCCCGACUUCUGCCUGCCGUGUCUGAGAAGCUGAGAGCGCUGUUUGACAGAACUAGCUCUAAAGACCUCCUACAAGUGGUCUCUCUAUUGCUUCAGUCCCAUGAGACCCCAUCUUUCAGCCAACUCAUGGCCGCCACCUCCAGCUUGUUCUGUGGCUACACUGAAGGGGCCUUCUCCAGGGUCACCUCCUUCAACUGGUACGAGGAUAACAACUACAAAGCCUUUUUGGGCAUCAACAGCACAAGGGGAGAGGGGAAGUACAACUACGAUCACACGGCCACUCCGUUCUGUAACGACCUCAUGAAGGAUAUGGAGUCCAAUCCGGUCACAAGGAUUGUGUGGAGUUCAGUCAAGCCUUUCCUGAUGGGCAAAAUUCUGUAUGCUCCUGAUUCCCCUGCUGUCAGACAGAUCAUUAAAAAUGCAAACACUACCUUUGAGGAGUUAGAAAGACUUAUGAACAUGGGUCGGGCCUGGGAGGAGGUGGGCCCACAGGUGUGGAGCUUCUUUCAGGACGGAAUACAGAUGAACAUGCUUCGAGAAUCCAUUAGAAACCCCACAGUGAUGGAUUAUAUCAACAAAGGCCUCCAGGAUACUCCGUUUACUGGCCAACACAUCCUCAACUUCCUGUACAACGGUCCUGAGGAGGAACGAGCCCAGGACAUGCCUAACUUUGACUGGCGGAACAUCUUUAACCUGACUGACCAAGUUAUUCGCCUCAUAAACAGAUACGGAGAGUGUCUUGUCCUGGACAAGUUCUCUGGCAUUUCUGAUGAGGACCAGCUGACCCAUCGAGCGCUGGACCUUCUAGGGGAGAGCAAGUUCUGGGCAGGGCUGGUAUUUGUUGACAUGUACUCCUGGACCACCAAGAUGCCCCCUCAUGUCAAAUUCAAAAUCCGUAUGGACAUUGAUGUCGUAGAGCGCACCAAUAAGAUCAAAGACAGAUACUGGGAUCCAGGGCCAAGGGCUGAUCCAAUGGACGAUCUGCGUUAUAUAUGGGGAGGAUUUGCAUACUUGCAGGACAUGAUAGAACAUGGAAUAAUAAAGAGCCACACAGGGAAGGAAUGGCCGUUAGGAGUCUACCUGCAACAGAUGCCCUAUCCCUGCUAUGUGGAUGACCUCUUCAUGCUGACUCUGAACCGCUGCUUUCCGAUCUUCAUGGUAUUGGCCUGGGUCUACUCUGUCUCUAUGACGGUGAAGAGUAUCGUGCUGGAGAAGGAGAUGAGGUUGAAAGAGACUCUGAAGGCCAUGGGCGUCACUAACCGUGUGCUCUGGUGCACAUGGUUCAUCGACACAUUCUUCAUGAUGGCGUCCAGCACAGCCCUGCUUACUCUUAUUAUCAUGGGAGGAAAAGUGCUGAACUAUAGCAAUCCCAUCAUUCUCUUCCUAUUCCUGCUCACUUUCACCACGGCAACCAUCAUGCAGUGCUUCCUCAUGAGCGUGUUUUUCAACAAGGCGAACUUGGCGGCAGCCUGCAGUGGAAUCGUUUACUUCACUCUGUACCUGCCUCAUAUAGUUUGCUUCGCCUGGCAGGACCGCAUUACCAAGGAUAUGAAAAUCAUGGCGAGUCUGAUGUCCCAGGUGGCGUUCGGCUUUGGGACGGAGUACCUGUCCCGUUACGAGGAGCAGGGUCUCGGCCUGCAGUGGGUUAACAUCCAGACCAGCCUUCUGGAGGGGGACGAGUUCUCCUUUCUCACCUCGAUUAUCAUGAUGGCAUUAGAUACGGUCCUUUAUGCCAUUCUCGCAUGGUACCUUGAUAAUGUCUUCCCAGGGCAGUAUGGUAUUGGUCGGCCUUGUUACUUUCCAAUCCAGCCUUCUUAUUGGUUGAACCGACCUGAGCCCCUAAAACAAGUUCCUGGAAAAUCAGCAGUAGAGAAACCUGCUUUUGAUAAUCUGGUGAACAACACUAAUGACCAGGCCAAGAACCACAAUGAUGACCAGGCCGAGAACCACACAGCACCCGAAAAACCUCCGGAGGAGCCAGGGUCCUGCAAACAUGGAGAUAAACAGGAUAAACUAGAGAAAGAACCAAAGAGUCCUGAUGAAGAGGAGACGAUCAAUCACAGCAUUAGCACAGACUCAUCAGGGAGGCACUUUUUUGAGCCCGAACCAUCCGGUUUGGUGGUUGGAGUGUGUGUGGAGAACCUGUAUAAGGUGUUCAGCGGCGGCUCUAGACCUGCUGUGGACGGUCUGAGUAUCACCUUCUACGAGGGUCAGAUCACUGCUUUCCUCGGACACAACGGUGCAGGAAAAACCACUACCAUGUCUAUUCUCACCGGCAUGUUCCCUCCCACCUCUGGCACGGCCUAUAUUUAUGGGAAAGAUAUCCGAACAGACAUGGAUGCCAUCCGUAAAUCCCUGGGAAUGUGCCCCCAGCAUAACAUCAUCUUUCACCAUAUGACGGUAGCAGAGCACAUCUUGUUUUACUCUCUACUGAAGGGUAGGCCGUUGCCCGAAGCCCAGCUAGAGGUGGAAAACAUGCUGGAAGAUCUCGGUCUCCCUCACAAGAGGAAUGAGGAGGCUCAAAACCUGUCAGGUGGUAUGCAGAGGAAGCUUUCCGUUGCCAUGGCUUUUGUCGGUGGUGCUAAAGUGGUGUUUCUGGAUGAACCUACAUCAGGGGUGGACCCCUAUUCUAGGCGCUCUAUCUGGGACCUUCUGCUGAAAUACCGUGCUGGUCGUACAGUGAUCUUGUCCACACACCACAUGGAUGAAGCUGACCUGCUGAGUGACCGUGUGGCCAUCAUCUCUCAGGGUCGUCUGCACUGCUGUGGCUCUCCUCUCUUCCUGAAGAACUGCCUGGGCGCUGGCUUCUACCUCACUCUGGUGCGGCGCAUUAAAGAGCAGCCGUCCCAUGUCAGUCAAGAGGGUCAGUGUGAGUGUACUGAGGACAGCUCCUGUAAGUGCUCACUCUGUACCAAAUUGAAGGAGAGCACCGUAGAGCAGCCCAGAGUGUCAGAAAGACAGAUGGAAGGGGACAUAGAGAGAAUAACGGCCCUCGUCCACCAUCACGUCCCAGAGGCCAAAUUGAUAGAGGUCAUAGGGCAGGAGCUGACCUUCCUGCUGCCCAGCCGAGGCUUCAAACAUCGUUCUUACGCCAGCCUGUUCAGAGAGCUGGAGGAGACGCUGGCAGACAUGGGGCUCAGCAGCUUUGGAGUGUCAGACACUUCACUGGAGGAGAUUUUUCUGAAAGUCACAACUGAUGGAGAGGCUGCACACAUCAACACUGCAUCUGACAUCAGAGUUCUGCAACAGAAAUCUCUUCGUUUAAUCUUUUGUGCAGAUACAGUCAGGUCGGCGUAUGCUAAUGGACAGUCAAACUCUGGAGGUUCGACCAGCAAAGAGUGCAGAGGAUCCCCACAGGUGAAGGGAAUCUUUCUGGUCCUAAAGCAGUUUUUCGCUCUUCUCAUUAAGAGGUUCCAUCACUCCACACGCUCUGGAAAAGACUUCCUUGCCCAGAUUGUUUUGCCCGCCAGUUUUGUCCUGGUUUCUCUGAUGUUCACGCUGAUUGUUCCUCCAUUCGGAGAAUAUCCCAGUCUUACUCUAAGCCCAUGGAUGUACGGCCGACAGUUCACCUUCUUCAGUAAUGAAGAGAUGCAAAGCCCAGAUAUGAGGUAUUUUGGUGAGGUUCUUCUCAACAGACCUGGAUUUGGGACUCGCUGUAUGGUGGAUGAACCUCUACAAGACUAUCCAUGUAAUAACUUAACCACUGAGUGGGAGAUGCCCCUGGUGAACCCGAUGCUCAUUGAGAUGCUGGAUAACCCGGAGUGGACAGACAUCAGUCCGUCUCCCAGCUGCCAGUGCAGCACGCCCAAAAUACUCACCAUGUUACCUGUGUGUCCAGAAGGUGCAGGGGGUCUUCCUCCUCCACAGAGGAUUCAAUCCACUGGUGACAUGUUGAUGGAUCUGACUGGAAGGAACAUCUCUGAUUAUUUGGUGAAGACCUACCCAAACUUAAUACGGACAAGCCUGAAGAGCAAGUACUGGGUGAAUGAACAAAGGUAUGGUGGCAUUUCUGUCGGAGGGCGACUUCCUGUUCUCGACGUGGAUCCUAAAAGCAUCCAGAAUGCAGUUGCUCAGAUAGGACGUCUGCUUAAUGUCACAGGGGGCAAAUACUCAAAGCUUGCUCUGCAGGAGUUCGGCACUUUCUUGAGGUAUAUGGAGACUGAAAACAAUGUCAAGGUGUGGUUCAAUAACAAAGGCUGGCACGCUAUGGUGGCCUUCAUGAACGUGGCGAAUAACGCCAUCCUUCGAGCCAACCUGCCUCCUGGUGUCAAUUUAAAUGAGUACGGCAUCACAGCCAUCAAUCAUCCACUAAACCUGACCAAGGAGCAGCUGUCGGAGGUCACAGUACUGACCACCUCAGUGGAUGCAGUCGUUGCCAUCUGCGUGAUCUUCGCCAUGUCCUUCGUACCGGCCAGCUUUGUGCUGUAUCUGAUCCAGGAGAGAGUGACGCAGGCUAAACACCUGCAGUUUGUGAGUGGGGUCAGUCCUAUUGUGUAUUGGACUGCUAACUUCUUCUGGGACAUGAUAAACUAUGCUGUCAGCGCGGCAAUGGUUGUGGGGAUUUUUAUUGCAUUUGAUAAAAAAUGCUAUACGUCGCCUGGCAACCUGCAAGCCCUGAUAGCUCUGCUGAUGCUUUAUGGUUGGUCAGUGACUCCCAUGAUGUAUCCAAUGUCAUAUGUGUUUAACGUGCCCAGCACAGCGUACGUCUCUCUGUCCUGCAUCAACCUCUUCAUUGGCAUCAACAGCAGUGCCAUCACGUUUAUCUUAGACCUGUUCGACAGUACAGAGGCUCUGUAUAAGUGUAACCAGGUGCUGAAGAAAGCUCUACUUGUCUUUCCUCACUUCUGUUUGGGCCGUGGGCUCAUUGACAUGGCAAUGAACCAAGCCGUGAUGGACGUGUAUGCACGCUUUGGUGAGGACUUCAGUCUGGAUCCCUUCAGCUGGGACUUUGUGGGAAAGAAUGUGACAUUCAUGGCAGUAGAGGGGUUCGUCUAUUUCAUCCUGAAUGUCCUGAUACAGAACAGAUUCUUCCUGGAUCACUGGAUGUCAGAUUUUAAGAAGCCACCAGUAACUGAUGAAGAUGUGGAUGUGGCCAAGGAGAGAGAGAGGAUUUACAAAGGAGGAAGCCCUAGCGAUAUCCUCCAGAUAAAAGACCUAUCAAAGACGUACAUGGGAACGAUGAGGCCAGCAGUGGACAGGAUAUGUGUAGGAGUGUCACCAGGAGAGUGCUUUGGACUUCUGGGUGUGAAUGGUGCUGGGAAAACUACCACAUUCAAAAUGCUGACAGGAGACAUAGCUGUCACUUCAGGGGAAGCUGCUGUGACUGGUUACAGCAUUCUGACCAACAUCCUGGAUGUGCACCAGAACAUGGGCUACUGCCCUCAGUUUGAUGCCAUCGAUGAUCUUCUAACUGGAAGAGAACACCUGCACUUAUACGCUCGACUCAGAGGAGUCCCGGAAUCCGAGAUCAGCAGAGUGGCUGAAUGGGGAAUUCAGAAAUUGGGUUUAUUUGAGUAUGCAGGCUGCAGUGCCGGCACAUACAGCGGUGGAAACAAGCGUAAACUCUCAACAGCUAUCGCAAUGAUUGGCUGUCCAGCUCUUCUGCUCCUGGACGAGCCAACCACAGGGAUGGAUCCUCACUCUCGCAGGUUCCUCUGGAACUCCAUCAUGAGCGUGAUUCAGGGCGGCAGAGCGGUGGUCCUUACCUCACACAGUAUGGAGGAAUGUGAAGCUCUCUGCACACGACUGGCCAUCAUGGUGAACGGAACGUUCAAGUGUCUUGGCACAAUCCAGCACCUCAAAUACAAAUUUGGUGAUGGAUACGUGGUCACCAUGAAAAUCAGGGCGGCCAAAGCAGGCACAGUCCCGGAUCUGAACCCGGCUGAAGCAUUCAUGGAGAGCACAUUUCCAGGCUGCAUUCAGAGGGAGAAACACUAUAAUACUCUACAGUACGAGAUCGCUUCUUCCUCUCUGGCCAAAAUCUUCCAGCUCGUCUUAGCCAACAAGGAAAUGCUGAAUAUCGAAGAUUACUCGGUUUCCCAGACAACGCUGGACCAGGUGUUUGUGAAUUUCGCCAAGCACCAAUCCGGAGAAGAUGAUUCCAUUGUGUUGCACCCGAGGGCAGCCGGUGCCCGGCGGGACAUGAGAGUCUUUCCAGUGAAAACGAAAGCCUGAAAGCUUGAAGAGGGUCAUCUGAGCAGGUCAAUUGGAGUCAUCUUGCAGGGUCGCACAAAAGAGUAACAAAAGAAAAGGAGAUGUUUUUUUGUCUUCUUUACAAAACACUCAGUUUGAGACUUUUGAUCGUUUACGCCGUAACAGCUUUGCGCACCUUUUUUGAUUGGCCUUUUUUUUAUAUAGAAAUGCAUCGAAAAAUACAACAAAAUACAGACAGAACUGGACUGAAUUAGUCUUAUGAAUACUGUAGCACUUUAUUUUCAAACGUGAUAUCUAUUAUCAAUAUCACUUUUUUUUUACAAAGAAUUUUGUUUUAAAAACAAAUCAAAUGAUGCAAUAGAUUUUAUUGCAAAGGCUUUUGCUAUUGAAAUGCAUAUUGCAUUGUUGUGACACAUUGCAAGUCACAGCUUUAAGAGUUUUUGCCAAGUUAGAAAAGAGUAGCAUACAAACAGUUGCUGUAAAUGAACUAAAUAAUAUAUGUUUAGUUUUUUAAAUUGUUAGUGGAUAUGGCUGAUAAGGCAAGGAAUUAUAGAAAGUUGAUUUUCUUUUUCUUUUUGUAAAAAUUCACCAAAAUAAUACUAUUAAAACUGUAUGUGGUCGCUCACUUUGAA